AUGAGGAUUGUUCGCAGAGACCUUGUUCCUAAUGGACCUGGUAGUGUUAAGAUGGUGGCUGUGGAUUCCGAUGAUCUGUGGUUUGCUUAUAACUUGAUAUCUCCCGGAGACUCUGUCAUGGCCGUUACUGUUAGGAAGGUUCUUAGAGAAGCCGCUAAUGGCGGGCGAGAUGCAGAACGCGUUAAGCUUAAAUUGGAAAUUAAAGUCGAAGAGGUUGCUGAUUAUGACAAAGAAGGUUCUAUUUUGCGUAUUCGUGGAAAGAACAUUUUAGAGAAUGAACAUGUCAAGAUAGGAGCUUUCCAUACUCUAGAACUUGAACUGCAGCGACCGUUUGUGCUCAGAAAGGAUGUUUGGGAUUCUUUGGCUUUGGAAGUACUACAGCAGGCCUCUGAUCCUGGUGCAAGUGCUGAUCUAGCCGUGGUGUUGAUGCAAGAAGGAUUAGCUCAUAUCCUCCUUGUUGGUAAAAGUAUGACUGUUACUCGUUCGCGGAUAGAAACAUCAAUUCCUCGCAAGCAUGGUCCUGCUAUAGCUGGUUAUGAGAAAGCUUUGGAUAAGUUCUUCGAGAAUGUUUUGCAGGCUUUCUUGAAACAUAUAGAUUUCAAUGUGGUUCGUUGUGCUGUAAUUGCAAGUCCAGGGUUUACAAAAGAUCAGUUUCAUCGUCAUUUAUUUUUGGAGGCAGAACGGAGACAGUUGCGAUCUAUUAUUGAAAAUAAGUCACGCAUCAUUCUUGUGCAUACAACUUCAGGAUACAAGCAUAGUUUAAGGGAGGUUUUGGAUGCUCCAAAUGUCAUGAAUUUGAUAAAAGAUACCAAAGCAGCACAAGAGGUUCGAGUUAUGAAGGAUUUCUACAACAUGCUUUCAAAUGAUCCAUCACGUGCUUGUUAUGGAAUGAAACAUGUUGAGGUUGCCCAUGAACGCCUAGCUGUACAAACUCUUCUCAUUACAGAUGAUCUUUUCAGUUCUUUCAAGAUGCUCUUUAACUUGGCCGCUAGGGACGUUACUCCAGCAGUUAGAGAAGAGCUAACCAACCAACAUAAUACUAAGAUAGCCUUUUGCAUGUAUCUCCUGAGUGAGCAAAGAAUGCUCAUUACUUAUCUUGAUGAUUGUGAUUGA
Molecule: messenger RNA, 1113 nt
Organism: Sphenostylis stenocarpa
Lineage: Eukaryota; Viridiplantae; Streptophyta; Magnoliopsida; Fabales; Fabaceae
Source: the annotation of a GenBank genome assembly